Molecule: messenger RNA, 1214 nt
Organism: Culex pipiens pallens (northern house mosquito)
Lineage: Eukaryota; Metazoa; Arthropoda; Insecta; Diptera; Culicidae
Product: cathepsin B
Exons: 1
Coding region: 43-1047 (334 amino acids)
Biological process (GO): regulation of catalytic activity
Cellular component (GO): lysosome
Molecular function (GO): cysteine-type endopeptidase activity
Source: RefSeq, a predicted model, not a curated record
GACGUUUGCUCCUUUUUCCUUUUUUACAGAAAAUAAAACAAAAUGAGAUAUCUGCUGCUGGUAGCAGCGUUGGCCGUAGCCUCAGUGGCGGCCAAGGGCGUUCGCAUCAGUCCAUUGUCCGGCAAGUUUAUCGACCAGAUCAACGCCAAGGCGACCACAUGGCGCGCGGGACGGAACUUCCACCCGGAUACGCCAAUGUCCUACAUCCGAGGUCUGAUGGGAGUCCACAAGGAUGCGGACAAGUUUAUGCCUCCGGUCAUGCUGCACGAUCUGGAUGAGGGCGAUGAUCUGCCAGAGAACUUUGACGCGCGCGAGCAGUGGCCAAACUGUCCCACGAUCCGGGAAAUCCGUGACCAGGGCUCGUGUGGUUCGUGCUGGGCGUUCGGUGCCGUCGAGGCCAUGUCCGAUCGUAUCUGCAUCCAUUCGAAGGGUAAGGUGCACUUCCGCGUGUCGGCUGAAGAUCUGGUGUCGUGCUGCCACACUUGUGGCUUUGGAUGUAACGGAGGGUUCCCGGGUGCUGCCUGGAGCUACUGGGUUCGCAAAGGACUGGUCAGCGGAGGUCCGUACGGAUCCGAUCAGGGUUGCCAACCUUACGCGAUCUCGCCUUGUGAACAUCACGUGAACGGAACCCGCGGUCCGUGCAAUGGCGAAGGCAAGACCCCCAAAUGCGUCAAGAAAUGCCAGGCCAGCUACAACGUUCCGUACGCCAAGGACAAGUUCUUCGGCAAGUCCUCCUACUCGAUCGCAAGCCACGAGCAGCAGAUUCAGAAGGAACUCUUCACCAAUGGUCCGGUCGAAGGUGCAUUCACGGUGUACGAGGAUCUGCUCAACUACAAGGAAGGCGUAUACCAGCACACCGCCGGAAAAAUGCUCGGAGGACACGCAAUCCGUAUCCUGGGUUGGGGCGUCGAGAACGACACAAAGUUCUGGCUGAUUGCCAACUCGUGGAACAGCGACUGGGGAGAUAACGGCUACUUUAAGAUUCUGCGCGGAAGCGAUCAUCUGGGUAUCGAGAGUUCGAUUGCUGCCGGUUUGCCAAAGGUUUAAAGAGGGAAGAAGUAGUGAAUCAAAAGACUUGAAACUGUCGUAUCAUUCCGAUUAGCGAAUAUUUUAAUCAGUAGGAAGCGUUCUACGCUCAAAAGAUAUUAAACAUAGCUCAGUUUAACCUGUAUUAAGGCGAAAGAUUAUUGGAGCAAUAAAAAUUAGAGAAACUA